CGAACUAUCAGCCUCAUCCUACCUUUGGCUUGCUUACGACUCAGCGUCUUUUCCCCCCUACUUUUCAGAACUUUGUUACGGUGACGCGGCUUCGUCUUUUUGUGACGAAGGGCGGAAGCAAAGAGAGCCAUGGAUAUUAGCGGGUUUUCACGCUGGAGCCCUUUUCGUUGGCAUGGUUUGCGUGGCCUGCCGACCGUGGAAGACAGGGUCGAUGCUCUAGUGGACGCGGGUGCGAAUGCGACGCCCGUGACCACGCCGAAAUCGAAGCCGAAAUCGACGUCGAAAUCUAAGACUUGGGAGACUGCGAUUGAGAAGAUUGAGAGUUGGCCUGAGGAAGCUCGGCCAUUGAAAGCCCAUACCUGGUUAAAAUGGCUCUAUGCAUUGGGAGACAUCUUGCUCGUAUUGCUGCCGCUGUACUUCAUCCUUCUUGGUGUUGCCGUGAUCACCCUGAAUGGGAAACCAACUCAAGACUCGGCAUUCGGGUCUAAGGUGGAAACGGCUAUGGACCUUGGUCCAACAAUGUUUCCUAUCGUGUUCGCUGCCAUAACCGGAAGAAGUAUGAAGAUGAUUGCGCGGUUUCUCGCGGAAAGAGGGUCUAGAAUCAGCACACUGGAACUGCUCAUGGCAAGCCAGUCUGUUUGGGGCACCUUCGAGAGUCAACUGCUGCUACAACGACUUACAGUUGUUGGUGUGAACCUUCUCUUCCUGUGGGCUCUUUCGCCACUGGGUGGCCAAGCAUCACUUCGACUCAUGACAAGAAGUCUGAGAGCUUCUCAUACAUCUGGAAAACUUCGAUACAUGACUACCGGCCCAGCAGCAACUAUGUGGGGGCUGUCGUCAACCUAUAUCGGCAGUGGGAAGUUUGCUGAUGCCGGAGCUCUCUAUACCGCAGCACUAUUGGCACCACUGUCCACGAAGCUAGGAACUCAAGAUCCCUGGGGUAACAUCAAGAUACCCAGUUUGCAGUCAGUUAACUCGUCGUCGCCUGAUUCCAAUGGCUGGUAUACGGUACCUAAGGAUGCAUCAUCGCCGGAGGACUAUUCUUCUCUAGUCGGUCUUCCCCUUGUUGGCCUUCCGUCCCGCGACAGCUCAAGCUUCAAUCUCCAGUACACGUACCUGUCGCUAGACUGUCAGCCCUUUACACAAGCGCCUUACCCUGGCGUGAACGGCUCAGAUAAUUACUAUACCACUAACUACACUAAGUUGGAAGAUUUGGCGCCUGGCCAAGUAUGGUUCGAAAAAGAGGAGGAUGAUCCAUUCGGCAAUCCCAUGGGAGAUCGCAACUCUUUCUUCAUGGAUACAACCCGGAGUUUCCCAUGGGGUAUGAAAGUCGGAGACGACCAGGACCUCUUCAUGGGUCGUCUAAACGGUUUUUUUGGCAACUACAAUACCUCCAUCCUGCCCGAAAAAGAGCUUACCAUGAACCGAGAGCUUCUCUUUGUCUCGCAAUACGCAACAACCCAUGGUGGCAACGAAAUUGGACUAAACAUUGCGACAUGCUCUUUGUCUCAGACUCACGUUGAAGCAUUCGUGCAAUGUAAAGGGAACACUUGUGCCACAACCAAGCUCAGGAAAUCGCUGCAAGAUACUCGUUCCACAUCGCUCACUGGGUUCGAGCAUGGUACGAUCAUGUUCGCGUUUGCGAAACAGUUUCCUCGCGCAGUAAAGUUCACGACUGGAUCGAGCCCGACCGAACACUUCUUGGCUAACACUUCUGCCUUUCCAUUCGUGCAGCAAGUGGGCCACUUCUCUAGCGAUGUUAUGUUUACGAACCUUUCACUGGUGUCCCCCGAUGUGUUCUCGAAAAGACUCGGUCUGGUAAUGAACACCUUCUAUCAACUGAGUGUUCAGCCGACAGGCUAUUUUGGUAGCUUACCUCAAAACCUAUCACUUUACGGACCAGACACAGAUACAUUCGACGACAUUAAUGCCUACCUGCCGAAGAACUUGACGGUCACCGAGCAUACCUUCAGCGACUGGUACACUACCUUUGAACAACGGAUACAGGACAUUGAAUCGCCAUUCGUUGCAGCGACAACAUCAGCCAUUAUCACCGCUACAGAACAAAUUUUUGUCUGCAACUUUGCUUGGCUUGCACUCCUGCUUGCCGCAUCCAUGAUCACCCUCUUGACAGGUGGUGUGGCUUUAGUCUUGAAGUGCAGGACUUUAGGACCGGAACUCUUUGGAUUCGUUACCAGCAUGACCUAUGAGAAUCCUUGGGUCAAGGUACCCGAUGGAGGGACUACGCUAGAUGCGAUGGAAAGAGCGAGACUCCUGAAAGAUCUUGAGGUAUACGUUGCCGAUGUGCGCGGCAGUGACAAAGUCGGUCACAUUGCUCUGGCUGCGGGCGUGCCAAUGCGCAAGUUAGAACGAGAGCGGCUCUAUUGCUGAAUUCGGCUGCAGCUCAAUGCCGCAUGGAUCGAGGAGACAUGCCACACCCGCUCCACAUGCCGUCGUGGCGCAGCAUACUCAGCCAUUGCACGGCAGGCAAGAAACAGGAGGACUCCGAAAAGAUCGAGACUUCGCAGACCCUGUAGCAUGCUGACUUGAUCAUCGCAUUUCUAUAGGA
Molecule: messenger RNA, 2569 nt
Organism: Alternaria rosae
Lineage: Eukaryota; Fungi; Ascomycota; Dothideomycetes; Pleosporales; Pleosporaceae
Exons: 4
Coding region: 130-2391 (753 amino acids)
Source: RefSeq, a predicted model, not a curated record